CCUCCUCCUCUUCAUCUCCUCUCUGCAGGAGAACCAUCCUCAGGUCAGACGGACACCUGCCCGCCCGCCUCUCCUUCUCUCUCGGAGCACCGGACCAUCACAGCGGGACUCUCGGCUCCUGUACCCGACUCAGAGCGCUCGGAGGGCGGCAGGAGGACGGAGGAGGGGUCGGCGUGGAGGCUGGAUGGAUGCAGGGUCUCAUGUCUCACCUUGGGAGGACAGUUCAGCUGUGAUGCCCGACCUCUGACCCCUGACCCCGCUGAGAUACACCUCUGAGGAGGAGGAGGAGGAGGAGCAGCGACCAGUGGAGCUCUAAGCAGGGAUGGAAGGAGGAGAGGAGGAGGGUCGAGGAGAGGAGGCUGAAACCUCCUCCAGACUGGGAAGAGCCUCGCCAAGAGGAGGAGGUGCAGGUGGACAUGGAGGAGGUGCAGGAGAAGGAGGAGGAGGAGACACGUGCAGACCAAACGGCCUGAUCACAACCCACCGUGUGGGGGCGGAGCCUGUGCUGCUGGUGUACUCGGCUCCUCAGUAUCAGGGCCGUGUGGUGGUGAACUCUCCGCAGCAGAGGAGCAGCAGCGGAGCAGGAAGAGGAGGAGGUCCUCCCCAGCUCCUGAACCCCAGCGCGCUCCUCCCCCAGCAGGCGGUGUCAGACUCGCGUCUCCGGCCGCCCUCCGGCCUCCUGCUGUGUCCAGAGAGUGUCCUGCGGGCGUGGGGGGGGGCCGGGGGAGGCGACUGCUGCGAGACCACCUUCAUCGAGGGACUCGGCCCCGACGCCUCCUCCGCCUCCGCCACCAAGGAGGCGCUGCUGUUCACUGAAAGGAAGUUCCUGGAUUUUUCUGGGGAGGACGCAAGGAUUCACACGCUGUCAUACGACAUGGAGGAGGACGAGGAGUUCCAGGAGCUGGAGAGUGAUUACUCCAGCGAAUCAGAGAGCGAGGACGCCUUUCUGUUGAUGCCUCCCAGAGAUCACCUGGGCCUCAGUGUCUUCUCCAUGCUCUGCUGCUUCUGGCCGCUCGGCAUCGCCGCCUUCUACCUGUCACACGAG
Messenger RNA from Plectropomus leopardus (leopard coralgrouper), 1045 nucleotides. NCBI's taxonomy places the organism in Eukaryota, Metazoa, Chordata, Actinopteri, Perciformes, Serranidae. The record is from RefSeq and is a predicted model, not a curated record.